AUGGAGUACUGUCAAUUCCUUCAACCCACCAUGGCCCCAAUUGAGAUCCAUCUCGUCGACCUCGGCGUCGCUGAGAAAUCAAUCCCCGAAAACACCCCCGUCGUCAUGAUCAACCUCAUCAAAUUCAAGCCUCAAACGACAUACCCCAAGGGCUCCCCUCACUCCACGCUGUCCGGCCAGGAAGCCUAUCUGACGCGGUAUGGCGGCGCAUUCUUUCAACUCUCUGCGUCGAUGAGCUCGGACUCCGAGCAGCCCACGGUCAAGCCGUUGUUCCUGGGCAAGCCUCAGGCGAAUCUCAUCGCCGAGCCGUACGGCGGGAAGGACAUCUGGGAUAUGGUCGGGAUCAUCUGGUAUCCCAAUUUCGCGGCGUUCAGAAAAUUGCUGGAGAGCAAGGACUACCAGGAGCAGGCGCUGCCGCAUCGGCUUGCUAGCAUUGAGGAAUAUAGAUUGUAUGCCGCGACGGAGCUGAGUCUGUGA
This is a messenger RNA of Exophiala xenobiotica, 477 nucleotides long. RefSeq lists its product as uncharacterized. Bases 1 to 477 code for a protein of 158 amino acids. The record is from RefSeq and is a predicted model, not a curated record. Lineage: Eukaryota; Fungi; Ascomycota; Eurotiomycetes; Chaetothyriales; Herpotrichiellaceae. The transcript is spliced from 2 exons.